Molecule: messenger RNA, 21363 nt
Organism: Lymnaea stagnalis (great pond snail)
Lineage: Eukaryota; Metazoa; Mollusca; Gastropoda; Lymnaeidae
Source: the annotation of a GenBank genome assembly
CGGUAAUAAGUAUGAUCUUUUAAAAAAAAACAUGUUUACUUGUGAAUAAAACGAUUUUUUUUUCAGCAUUCGUAAGCUAAUAUGCAAGCACAAAUAAUGUCGGCGGAAGAAUUCAAAUUAGAACUUUCUAAAAAAGAUGCAGAAAUAGAAAGGCUACAUAAAAUGUUGCUUAUUCACGUAUGUAAUUAAUUAAACCAGCCACAUUAUUAAUAAAUAUUAUGUAGUCUUGUCUAAUAAGUCAAGUCUUUAAGUAGUGAAAAUGUAGUGAUUCUUAGCCUAUAAAAACCCAUAAAAACUGACCGAUGGCCGCCGAUGCCUAAUUCCUAAUACUGAUGAAUUUUAAUUUUAUAAUUGAUUGAAUUUACUGUGCCAAAAUGUGAGAUUACCAGGUUUGAGAAUAGACUUAUGACUUUCCUUUGCCUUUGGGGACAAUUGUGGAGUGGAAUCCUGCUAGAACAGGAUUAUUGUGGUCAAUAAAACCCGAUUUGAGCUAAUUUAGACAAUCCCUGCAAUGACGUCAUUUACAUGACCCAUUACAAGUUUAUUUUCCCCUUUGUUGUUUGUUUAUUCUUGUCUUUUAAUUUUUAAUGUAAAAACCCACCUCUCCUCGCCACUAAUACAAUUAAUACAUAACAAACAGGGUACAUUAAGUCAUUAAGGCUAUUGAUGCCGCUCAUUUCCCAGUGCUUUUGCCCUCCUUUUUUUUAAUGCAGUUCAGUCAGCAUCUUUGUUGUCAUGAUGGCAGUAGUGUCAUGACAACAGAGAUGGCAGCUAUGUAAAAAAAAAAAAAAAUUGUGCAAAAACACGUUUGCUAAAAUUGGGGAGGGAAAAGAGAAAUAGUGUUUUAUAGUAAAAUGUAUAAAUAUUAAGAUAAUGGUUUAAAUUUCAAAUUAAAAAAAAUUAGAGAAACAUUUUUCUCAGUGUUGAACAGAGCAACUUUAUUGUAUCAUUCUAGAUACAGGCAAGACCUGUCAAGGACCUGUGGUCAGCCCCUUUCCUAGGAUAAUUUCUUCUUCUAUAUUUUGAGGGCCCACAAUCAAUGAUAAUUAUGGCCCCUAUGUUAAACAUCAAUCACUAAUAAUUAGAAUAAAAAUUGGUUUGGCACCCCACUCAUUUCUCACUGAUGCCAUCAUGGUUUCAGUGGGUAAAUUAAUUUCGUGGCGAACGUAGCAAAUUUAUUGCAUCCCUUGAGAUAGGUGGCAAGAAGUAUCAACAACUUGGGGUUGCUCCCUUCCCUCAACUAAUACAAGUGUCCUACAGUUACGUGCUGUGGUGAGGAAAGCGUAAAAACUAAGAAAAAGUAUAAAAUAGUUUUAAAAUAAUGAAAACCCAACUUGCACUUUCAUCGAAUACACUUUUACACAUUUUAUUACAAUAUCCACAGACAAUCCAAAAUUAUCAGAAUGUCAGACCUGCAAAAAAUAGCAUCAUUUUGAAAUAUCAUAAUUAACCAUGCUAUGAAAUAUUAAUUUAAAAAAAGCCAUCCAUCAGAAACAUUCAAUUGGCAUAUUAAUAUUUUUUUAAAAAUAGUUGACUGUAUUACUACUCCGUGACUGAACAAAGGGGAGGGAAUCCUACACAGAAACUCAGUGUGAUGCUGAAAGCAUAAAUUGACUCAACACACUCUCAAAGAAGUCUUGAUCCUGUGCUAAUGUCAUGGCAGCAACACUAGGAUUUAUUCUCAGAUAUUAGUAUUAAUCGAUUGCAUCUAAAUCUAAUAGUAAUAACACUGCCAAGUCCAGUAAAUUUUAAAUUUCAGGAACUAUGCCAUGGUCCUGUUAUCUACAGAUAUUUAUUCCAAAAAUGAAGUAAAAUAUGUAAUAACUUUUAAAGUACUUUGAAAAAAUAAUGUUCAUGUGCAAAUAAAGUAUAGGAAUUUUGGGGAGCCAAGCCUUGACCAUGUCAUAUCCAAAUUUGUGAUGAGUCCCACUGUACUUGAAUGGACACUUGCACAUUGACUUGGCUAACUUCUUACUUAAACUUAAAUGGCUGAUUUUUUUGUGUGUGAAUGUCACUUGUAAUUGUGUCAACUAAGUUGGUGACUAUACACACGUUAUAUUCUUUAUAAAAAUGAAAAAUAUGAUUUUAAUAAUGUAAACCAAACUGUAAAAACAACUAAAGCUUAAUUGACGAUUGUGUUUAGGACUAUUCUAAUAUAUCGUCUUCUACUAUAGGAAGAAAAAUCAAACAUACAAAUAAUAUCACACCAAAUAGAAGAUGCGAAACCAAAGGAAGAAAUAAAACACCUGACAAAGGAAGAUGUCGGUAGAUAUAGCAGGCAACUUAUUCUACCGGAGUUCGGAGUUCAAGGUACUUUUUAAAAGAAACUUAUAUAUUUUAAUUUUUCAUUUUGUUUGUUUCAAAUAAAAUCAGACUUGCAGAUCUUAAAAUAAAUUAUUCUUAAUAUUGUAUCAAUUUCUUCAAUAUUAUUAUUACAAAAACAGUUUUCUUUUUACCAACUUUCUGUUACUUUCAUAGAUGCAAUGGGUGUUUGUUUGUGUAUAUGCAGGUAAUGGGGUUUAGUUUGGGAAUUAGAUUCUAACACUUACAUCUCUAAGCUAAUAUUGAACCAAACUUGGCCUAAAGGCAAAGGGGUAUUUGAAUCUAUUAAGAUUAUCUGGAUUCUCUUUUUACCCAUUGUAUAUGUAUGUGUAGUGUAAAUUUGAAUUGGCAGCAAAAGAAAAAUGGGGAGAAAAUAAUACCUUACUUUUUUUUGUUGUAUUUUAAUUAAACAAACUUGUUUACAAUUUACUUGUUAUUAAUUUUUAAAAAUAUCCUACAAUAUUCAGUUGUUGUUUUUUUCAUUUUGAAUUAGGUAUUGUUUAUGCAGGUGAAUUUAUACAAAUUGUUUGUGCUGAUAAUUUAUUUAUUAUUUGAUAUAUUAUAUGGUUUUAAGUUUUAAUAGUUGUUUAAAACAUUCUCAGGACAAAUUAAGCUCAAGAAUAGUGCUGUAUUAAUUGUUGGCGCUGGAGGGUUAGGGUGCCCCGCUGCAAUUUACUUAGCUGCUGCAGGAAUUGGUAAUUCAGAUGUCUGAAAUAUUUAUAAUUUAAUAUUAUUUUAAAACAAUUCUUUUAAAAGACGUCUUGACUUUUUGCAAAAUUGCUGUAAUAAGGUAUGCAUAAAGAAAUUUUUGAAAAGGUUUGUUAGGAUUAGAUUUUUAAAUUAUACUUUUACUUUAUAGCUCAUCAUUGCAGAAACUUCAAUUUCAACUCACAUAUGAAACUAAGCAUAAGCAAAAUUUUAAUUUAAAUUUGCAGAAUUUUUUUAUUUUAUUUUAAUGCUAAAUCUAAUGUUAAAUAUUGAUUUAAUGGUGAGAGCUCAUUCAUCAUCAUCAUCAUGUCCCUUAGUCCUUGGACCAUUGGGGCACCGCAGAUGACAUGUGAACUAUCCUCCUCCAUUCAUCUCUCUCUUCUGCACUAAGCACAGCAUCACCCAGUUUUAGACCUGUCCACUCUUUGAUGUUAUCCUCCCAUCUUUUUCUUCCUCUUCUUCUCCCUCCUCUUGUGGUGCCCUGCAAUAUUUCUUUGGCAAGCCCUUGUUUCCUUGUUAUGUGGCCAUAUCGUUGUAGUUUGCGCUUGUGACAGUCACCAGUAGGUCAUCAUACUGCCCAAUUGCCUGACGAACCCUUUCUUUCAUUAUCCCCAUAUAAACAAGGGUUGUUGGCUUUCUUUCAACAGCACAUCUAAUUUAUUUUUAUCUCUCCGUUUUCAGGGCGGAUUGGUGUUGUUGAUUAUGAUGAGGUAGAACUCAGCAACUUACACAGACAGAUUCUCCAUACAACAGAUCGUGUUGGUAUUUCAAAGUCCAUGUCAAUAGCCCAGUCUUGUUACAGGUUCAAAUUUAUUUAUAUAUAUAUUACUUUUUUUGUCAGAACUUGAUUGACUUUAUAGUCAAUUAUGCUUUUACCUCUAACUUCCUUAAAAAUUAAAGUGAUACAUUUUAUACAUUUACUAACACCAGUUAUCAAUGAUCUAGUGAAGUGCAAGUGAUGUUAUAUAAAUUUGUGAUGCACUGGGUAUAUUCAUAUAUGUUUCUGCGCACUAAUUUAGACAGAAUAAGACCCUGAAAUAUACACAAAAGGGGAUCACAGGCCAGAAUACGUCUUUGAUCAAUUUCAAUGCUUUGUUUUAUUCUCCAUAUACACAAUGUAUUGAUAGGAAAAAAAAAAAAGAUUACAACUUAUUCAUGAAAUACUUUUUAUCACUAAAUUUCAGCUAUCAACUAAUUAUUUUAAUGUUUAAGUAAGGUUGUUCUAAAUUCAAAGUUUGUGAUAUUUAAUAUAGAAAUCAUCUUACAUUUAUAGGCAGACUCUGAGCAGUUUCUUUUUUAAUUAAAACAAUGAGUGGCAUUUAGCAACUACAUUUUUAAAAAAAUGUUCUCCUUUCCCAACAUCAGACUAAACCCAAGUGUUGACUAUGUGCCUUAUCAUCUACAACUAGAUAGCAGCAACGCUCUUGAUAUUAUCCGGAAGUAGGUAAAGACUUAAAAGAAUAAUGUUUGGCUGUCAAAAUAAAAAAAAAUAACAAAAAAAAACAAAAACAAAAGUGAUUCUCAAGUCCCUAUAAUUUAUAAGACAUUACACAUCCAUCAUAGUUAUUAUGCCAUAAUAUUAUUAUUAUUAAUAUCAUAUUAUUAUGCCAGCCUAAUUUCUCUUCUGUCAAAAAAAUCACAUGGGCCAGUAAGAAUCAGAAAUGCAAUUUUUUCUUUCACUUUUUAUUCUGCCUAAAGCAGAAAUAUAAAGAAAGUUUUUCCGCAAUUUCUGUUCAUGAAGUGACCUUUGCUGAAGUUGAUGAGCAUGUUUUAAAAGUUUAUUCAUUUGACCAGUAGAAUAUUUUCACUAUGUUUUAUUAAAAUAAAUGAAAAUGAUUCAGGCAGUCUUCAAGUAUACACCUCUAAGGAUCCCAGUUAGUAAAUAAUUUUAUGGUAAUGGAAAACAGCCAAUAUUUUAUUAAAAAGAAAAUGAGCAAGAUCAAAAGAGCCGUAUCUCUGUAAAUGUACUGAAGCAAAUAUUAUUAUUAAUUCUUUGAAAAGAAGCACCCUCUCUGGUUCCUUGUCUAUAAUUGUAAUGUUUUAAUGAUAUAAGUUAUCUUAAAACAUGCUCCUUUAUACAAGCCUUCAUUUCUAAUUUUAGCUUUGACAUCAUUCUUGAUGCCACAGACAAUGUUGCCACUCGUUACCUCCUCAAUGAUGCCUGUGUCCUAGCUGAUAAACCUCUGGUAUCAGGGAGUGCUUUAAGAUUUGAAGGACAGGUAACUCCUAUAAAAAAAAAACAUGAUUAAAUGUAUUACAGAACAGAGCUUGGGAAAAUACCUGCCCUAAGAAAACACUGCAGACAUGUUUUAGUAACAUUAAUUAAUCGGAUGAUUAAAUUGCAAAAUAGUUUUUAAUCAGGGGAAGCUAUUUUCUAUUUGUGUAUAUUUCAAAAGAAUUCCAACUAAUAAUUUUUUUGUGUGCAUUUUAUGGCAAUUCUGUACCUAAUAUUUAAUGUUAAAUUGCUUUAUUUACCUUGAAUUGUUUUGAGAAUUAGCAAAAACCAAUGGGUCUCAAAUUUACUUACAGGUGUACUCCAGAUCACAAAACUGUCUUUUUUUUUUUUUGACUCUGGCCUACAAACUCAUUUUAAAAAAGAAUUAAGUCCUACAAUACUGAAGUGUUAAUUUUCCUUAUUUUCAAAAUGUAAUAUGCAUCCAAUUAAACAUCAUUUAUGUGUCUUAAAGGUAAUUUAAGAUUUUUUAAAUACUGGUAGUAAUUAAAAAAUAAAAUCCUAGAUUUACCUGUUGGAUGGGUUUUGGGACAAAAUGGGAAAAGAGCUGUGAAAAAGCAAGUAGUUUUGACAAAUGUGUUCAUAAGAAAAAUUAACGACAGCCAUAAAAGUAAACCCCUACUUUCAUUAGUAAAUAAUUUUUUUUUUUGGAUUCAACUUUUGGGGACUUAGCACGAAAAUAGGACAAUUUUGUGCACAUGGUUUAUUAAUGACCCAAUUACUUCAUUUUAUUUGUCUUUAAUACGAUGAGUUAAAAUAAUUUUUGACUAGAUCAGACUGUUGAAACAGCUAAUGGCUGAUUAUUUCAUUUUUGAAAUAAUUGUUCAUUUUUCUUUCUCCCCUGCAUGCUAGUAAUAUUUAAGUGGCAAAUAAAAUGACUGUGUGUUUCUGACAGUUGACAGUUUACAACUGUAAUGGUGGACCAUGUUAUAGGUGUCUGUACCCCAGGCCACCACCACCUGAAGCAGUCACCAACUGUUCAGAAGGUGGGGUCAUUGGUGUAGGUAAGUGGCCAUUUAAAGCAACACAUUUACAUAAAAUUCUCUCCGAGGGAAUUUUCUGAGGGUCUGUGAUCAUGCUAUUGCUGCCUAAGGUGUGGUAAACCUGUUUGAUGAAGUAGUUUAUGCCCAAAGUGUAUUUCUGUUUAAUUAUUACUUAAUUAAUUAUUUUAAAAUUUUCUUGUCUUUUAGUUAAGAUAAAAUAAAUAAUAUUCUUUUAUUGAUCCAAAUGAAUGGAAAUGUUUUUUGAAUACAAUGCACAUAUUCAUUUUCAGUACAUAGAUAAAUAUUAUAACAAAAACUUUUAGACAAGAUCAAAUUAAAACAAGACAUCUAAGGUAUUUCUUAAGCGCAAAAAUCAGCCCUCAUGUGCCAUGGAACUUCACUCAGUUAGUGACCAUAUUGACUUCAAGAGGGAUUAUUUUAACAUAUACAGAUUUUAAAAAAAAAUUCUAAAAUUUCUAUUUUAAAAAACAUUAUACAAAUGCUAUUUUAAUUAAAGAUUUUUUAAAUUUUUGCAUGAACCCUGGCACAUUAGUGUUCCUAUUUUAAGUCUACAGUUAUGAAAAUGGCUGUUUAAUUACUUCAACAUAAUUUUGUUGGCAUUCUUAAGACAUGAAAUUGGUUUGAUAAAGUAUUCAAGUCAGUACAUUAGUCAAAUGUAAAAAUCGAGAUGGAUUUUACACCUCCCCCCACUCUGCUGUUAGAAAUGAGCCUGUACUGGCAUCCACAUUUCCUAAUCUAAGAUUAUCUAUUUACAAUCACAAUCAUCAUUUCAAGGUAUUUUAGUUUUCCUCAAACACAUCAAGGCCUAAUAAUAAGUUCUUCUUUUGCCAGCUAGUUCAAACAAUAAAAUAAAAAAAUUUAACAUCAUGUUAAAAAUCCUAAGUACUUUGCUGUUGUGUUACCCAUAACCAUUCCAAUAUGCAUUUGUAGUUAUAUCCCCCCCCCCCCCCCCCCCCCCCCACACACUAUGCAAAAAUCUGCGAAGUAUUAAUCUUAUAUUUAAUUAUUUUUUUAUAAGUAUUUUACGGCUUCAUCAACCCUGGCCACACUGUUAUUAACAUUUCCCACACUCUUUUAAACACUUUCUAUGCUCUUAAACACAUUCUAAACUCUCAAAUGUACAUAAUUUUAAGCUCUUUGGCUUUCUGGCAGAGGCAAUUGAGUCUUAGGUUAUGCAUUUAAUGUGAUUUAAUAUUCUUUGAAUAGAUUUUAAUUCAUAUUUUAUAUAUAUUUUUUUUAUUGUUCUUUUUUUUAGGCUAGAAAAUUCUUAUUUUACCACAAAAAAUCAAAAUAGUAAAUAAAUAAAUUUACCUAUGUACUGCAAAAUCCCUCAAUAUGGCGAAAAACCUGUGAUACAAAAUUAGAUACAGUGAGACCCUGAAAAGUGAAUCUGUGAUAGGGUGGGAAUCAUUGUAUUUGUUUAUUUGUUUCAUAUUCAUGUCAAAGUGUUACUUUCAUUUCAGUUCCAGGAAUCAUAGGUUCAUUACAAGCAUUGGAGGCCAUCAAAAUAGCAUCUGGUCUCGGCAGUAUCCUUUACAUUUUUAAAUCAAGUGACCCAAUGACUUAAAAAUGAACUUGGACAUCAAAGAACAAAAUAAUGAGUUCAUUCAGUUUUUGAAGAGAAGACAAAUUUAGCUGGGCAAGCCUGAGAUAUGCAUUAGGUUGGAUUUUGGUGCAAUGAAAACAUAACCUCUCUAUAUAAGAUCAUAAACCAUAUUUCCCUUUAGCUUCCUAAAUUAAAAAAUUUUAAAUAAUAAACAGCAAAAUUGUGUUUUAAGGAUCUAAAUCCAUGUCCAUAUUUUCAGAGGGAAGCUCCCUUAAUAAUUCUGAAAGACUAAACAUCCAUUUUUGAAAAAUAUGAGAUCAUGCAAUUUACAAUGAUCUCAAUUGGUACUCAGUGGAGUCCCCAAACCCUUUCCUCAACUCAUCUAGCUUCCUUUCAGCAACGUCUCCUGUUGUUUGACGCCUUGGACGGUACGUUUCGUUCUGUCAAGCUUCGUGGCCGCUCCAAAGAAUGCUCAGUGUGCGGAGAGUCGCCCAGUGUCAUACAGCUCAUCGAUUACGAGCAGUUUUGUGGAUCCAGGGCGACGGAUAAGGUGAGGGUUUUAUUUCUCUUGUCUGUCGAUGCAGUUGCAAGAAGUCCAUUAAUGCUGUGUGGCCGUCUCAUUCGUUCAACUGCCAGGAGAUGCUUACAUUCACAAGAAGAACAAAUUUUUAUAGUUGACUUUCUGUACGAAAUAAUUUCUUCUCUGCUCUGCUUCUUGGGGGAUAAUGAUGUAAAAAAAAAAAUGGCCUGUAUUGGUUGUAGAAUAUUUGUAAACAAAAAUUCCGCAGUAUUCAUCCCAUCACUUAAAAAAUUUAUAAUAUUUUCAUUUUAAUAUAUCUAUUUUCUAGUAAGGUUCAUAAAAGGAAUUACAUUAUGAAUCAUUCAUCUAAAACAGGGGGUGGGCAACACAAAAGGAUUUGCGGGACACUGCGAUAGCAUUCAACUGUUUAUGAAACACAUGUUAUUACAGCUCAUAUCAAAAUAACCACUCACUAAAUGCUGUAAAAAAUGUUUUUCUAUUCUUAAUGCGAAUGAAAUGUUAAAUAAUAUAGAAUUAAAUUAAGCUAAUGUGAUAGCAUUUCAUUUUUUCAUUCAAUUAUCUUUUUAAAAUGAAUUUCUUUGUAAAUUAAAUUGAACGACAUAAAAAUUGGUGUAAUAUGCAUAAAACGGGCAUUAGUGGGCUGCAAAAUUUGACACGGUGGGCUGCAAUAUUUGACACAGUGGGCUGCAAUAUUUGACACGGUGGGCUGCAAUAUUUGACACGGUGGGCUGCAAUAUUUGACACGGUGGGCUGCAAUAUUUGACAUGGUGGGCUGCAAUAUUUGACUUGGUGGGCUGCAUGAGGGAGGGCGGGCCACCCCCUAAUUUAUAAGAAAUUAUAAAAGGGGAUAUUUCACACUAAAAUAAAUGAUACUGUGAAACAUUCUUGUGUUGAAAACAUUCUUGUACUUGUAUGAUGUUGUUGUAUAAUACUCAGUAUUCUCUUUUGUAACAAAAAAAUAAACAGCCAAAUUAGGAGUCUAUAAAUUAACAAAAUAAAAAAAAAAAUGUAAGCAAAUUAUUAACUCAAUACCUCUAUAAUGUAACUUCUGGAUGACCCUGUUUUAAAUUUAUCUACUCUCUGGGCUCAAAUUUAACUCAUAUAAAAUUCCAAACUAUUAAGUUGCAUACACUUAGAUACCUCUAACUAAAAACUUUCUACCAGAAAGAAAACUGAUUCCCCCAUUUACAUCCAUCUCUUCUCUCACCCAGUGGUUCCCAACAUGUGCUUUCCGUGAAGGCUUCUCAUGCACAUCUUCAGUGAUGUUCAUGCAUAUUUUGGUUAAAAAGAAAUAUGAAUGUUUUAAUUUUAGAUGGCGAAUAAUAAGUUUGCCAGGGGACCAUCCCUUCUUUAAAAAGUUAAUCAUUGAAAAUCAUACACUCGGACAUUGGAGCCGAAUAGUCAGCUCACCAUGAAAAUCUAUUUGAAUACCGGGUACAUGCUUCUUCUGUGGGUUAGGCUGUGCUGGGUUUGUCUUCAUUUGUAAGUGAUGAAAUAUUACCUCGGGGGUGUAAAAAAAAAUAAUUAAAGGACCAGCAGUCUGUGACUGGUCAUCGUAUUAAACAGUUCUUACUUACGUACCACCGUCUUUUCACAAUCUUUGGUUUCCACACACCUGUUUGCAUCCAUGUUUAAAAGUCGUAAAUUUAUCAUUAAUUAAAAUAAACUACUCCAUAUGUGCAUAUGCUGGUUCAACACAAAGAAUCAUGCUCAUUCAAACGCUUAGUUGAAAAAAAAAGCAUUUUGAUGCAAGUAAAAGCAGCCACUUCCAGCUUAGUAACAGCAUUCAUGUGUCAAGCCAACGUCUUUAUACCUAAGCUGUAAACAAAUCAAGCCACACAAAAAAAAACAAGGCACUAUUUAUUUUUUUAAAAUGAAUCGCACUAUAAAACGCUUUGGACUGUGCCAAGAAAUGAAAUGAAAGACCUUCGGUACCCUCAGUCUGGCCAGGAUGAGGCUUAUUUUGUGCCUGGUUUGUCUUCAUUUGUAAGUGAUGAAAUAUUACCCCGGCGGUGUAAAAAAAUAAAUAAAUAAACAACGAGGAAUCAACACUUGUCAAUACAUUAAACAGAACAGUACUUACUUACUUAUGUCUUUUAUCAUGCCCGGGGAAUAAGGCGUCUGAUGAAAUUGAAAUUAGAAAAUGGCGUCAGCUAGUCGUCGAGCUAGUGCCCUCCCCAAAGCCCCCCCCCCCCCCACCCCCCCCCCCCCCAAGCACCCCCACCUAAGCCUGAGUAUCGGGUGGUGAAGCAGCACAUUGAAGAUCUCCCUUUGCUAGGCCAGCCCCCAACAGCACAUACUCCAUUGGGUACUAACGGAGGCCACCCCAUUCCAAGGACAUCCUGUCAGCCAGUGGCGCUGCUCUCACAGCGUCAGCAGUUGACUUUUUCAGGAGUCGGGUGGUAUAUUUGCAUCCUAAAAUCUUCCUCUCCCAUCCUAGGGAAUCAUCAGAUGUCCUGUAAUAGGGAUUUCUACAGUGGGGAAUCGUCAGAUGUCCUGUAAUAGGGAUUUCUACAGUGGGGAAUUGUCAGAUGUCCUGUAAUAGGGAUUUCUACAGUGGGGAAUCGUCAGAUGUCCUGUAAUAGGGAUUUCUACAGUGGGGAAUUGUCAGAUGUCCUGUAAUAGGGAUUUCUACAGUGGGGAAUCAUCAGAUGUCCUGUAAUAGGGAUUUCUACAGUGGCUUUCUUCCUUGCAACUAAUUUAUGAGGCAGCUGCUACAAAAUGGUUGCCUAGGAACAGCUUCCUCAAUUGCUGUGUAAUUAGAAUCAUCAGCAUGAGGUUGCCACUACCCACCUCAUGCCUCAUAUCCAUGAACGGCAACAUGUAAUCAUGAUCCACAAUCCUGUUUCUGCCAUUUUAUUUCCAGCUCCAAAAUUACCACAGCUGGUAGCCCUGUAGAUGCUACCAUUUUCUGCAUAUACCAUGCAUACCUUUGUCUGCCAGCGCAGUCUCAAGCAAUGGAGAUUUUGUUCCCCGGGUAGCGCCAGGGGGCUAGUGACAGCGCCUCUUUAGUCAGCAAGCCACUACAGACUUUUCAACCAGGGCCCCAGGGGAAGGCCGUCUACAAGAAUUAUCCAUUUUCUUGAUCUUGUGCAUAUUUUUCCAGUUGCUUCCAUGUGUAUCCCAUACUAUUUCUGUCUGCCUUUAGCUUGCAUUUCCAUGUUUUCUGUGGUCUUCCUCUCUUCCUUUAAACAUGCUUUUAUUUACCUUGUGAUUUUGUCUGUUUCUCUGGGUCAUAUCUUUCACCACAAUUUUGUCCCACUUCCUGAUGUCCAAUUGAGCUGAAACUUUGUACACUUACCCAACCUCAUGGCAACACAACCCUUCAUGAUCAGUAGGUCACCCAGUGAACUCCACUGACCCUAGAGUGAUCUCUGCACGUCAAAUCUUGCAUCUCCAUUUUGAUCCCACUUCCUGAUCUGCAACUGAGCUGAAACUUUGUACACUUUGACUAAAAAGUACAAAAUAACCAAUAUUUAAAAAAUACUUUAAAAAAAACAACAACAAGUUUUACCAAAAAUUUGCUUAAAAUGAAAAGUAUAAAAUAAAUGUCCCCCAAAACUUCAGAGCUGUCAGUCUUGUGACUAAAAAAAGUGUGUGGGGCGCUCUUGAAAUACAAUGAUGCUGUAUGUCUUUUCCUUAGAUUGUUAAGCCCGUAUGUUAGUUUGUGUGUUGUCACAUCUUGCUUCUUAAUUUUUACCCAAUUCCUGAUCUCCAAUUUAGCUGAAGGACUCCGCUUCUUCCAGUGCACUUCCUGCCAAGGAUAUGCGUUCUUAGUUGGCUGAGUUUACCUUCACAAUCUUUUUCUUGCUUCUAUUUAUGUUGAGUCGGAGCUGAGCUGAAAUGAUGGCUACAUCUUUUGUCUUUUCCUGCAUUUCUUUAUGAUUGUGGGACAGAGACAGAAGUCCAAUGUCAUCUGCAAAGUCUAGGUCAUUCAGUUGUUCCCAGGGUCUCCACUGUUUCCCAUUCUUCUUUUUGUCAGUGAAUUCUUUCAUUAUCCAGUCAAUGACAGGAUGAAUAGGAAGAGGAGCAAGAGACAUCCUUAUCUGACUCCUGUUUACUCUUUAAAGGCACAUGUGAGUCCAUUAAACAGUACAGGUGCAAAAACAAUGGGAUCAAAGACAGAAUCGCAAGGUGUGCAUUUUAUUAGUUGCUUCAGACACUUUGGGAUGGUGACUUAUCAUAUGACCAGCUAAAUUUAAACAUGCAGAUGUGCUGUUCCAUUUCAUUUCAAACUUCAAGCCUUUGAGGCCUUGUUAUUUAGCCUAUCAUUGUCCCUUUUAUUUCAACAAAUUUAUAUCAUCAUCACAUGGUUUUCAUCCAAGAAUUUUGCAGCGGCAUAGCUAGCAUCAUCUCACGGGACAACACUAAAUUUUUAAAAAUAAUUAAAAAAUUAAAAAUGCCGUCCCCUGAAUUUAAAAAAAAAGAAUUGAAUUUUGCCCUCCAAUGAAUUUCCUGCACUCAGUUUUUUUCCUUUUAACUCAAAGGCUCUCUGUUCCUAAUGAAAUAUUGACUGCUUUAAACUAAUCCCCCUGAUAUGUUUCAUGGGGCACCAUGUGGUACAUUCCUCCCUAGCUUGGUCUUUUAUUUGGCUGUAGUCGGCUUAUUGACUUUAUAGCCCCCCUUUUUUUUUUCAAUAAAAAAAUUGAUAAUAAUAAAGUCAUUUCUUAAUCAUCAAUAACAGCUGGUGGAAAUCACCCCAUUGAUUCUGAAAGUUUAACCUAAGUAUAACUUAAUGACACAGGUUUCUGGUUUAGAUUCCUAGACAAGGCCAUUUUUUUUCAAUUAAAAGUAAAAGUGCUAAAAGCACAAACAUUACUUUGUUUACAGUAGCUCAUGACAAACACAUUUAUUUUCUUCUUUUCAAUGUUAGCCACUACAAAUCAAUGCAUUACCGUACAUAAUUUACAAUUUUAAAUUAGAUUUGAAGUUGGGUAUACUGUAACAGAGUACAAUUGUUGUUUUCAAAAAAUCUUUGAAGUUUGGGGCAGGCCUAGAAAUAUUUCUUGGGGUGUGAUUAGAAUAAAGAAAAUGGAAAAUUUGUGUUUACAAAGAAUACAUAUCUUUGGUUUAGAAUCAGUUGUUUAAGGUUAUCCCAAUACAGGAUAGUUCCCAGCACAGGCGACAGUUACAUGAAGUUACUUUCCCCUGCGAAAGCUGUAAAUGUAAUCAAAGUGAACGAAUGGAAUUGGAAUACACAUUAUAAAGUUUUUAAAAAAUUUUUUGUAAUAAGUUUAGUUCUCCCCAAAUAUUAUAUUUUAUAAGUCAAAGAUAACAGGAGAACUCAACAUGAUAUUUUAUAAGCCAACAUAUUUUAAAUAAGUUGUAUACAAAAUUUAAAUUGUUCUUUUUCUUUUUUCCACCUCAGCAAAUGAAUUAUACAAGUUUUGUUAAGUCUUCAAACUCUUAAAGGAUUAAUAUUUCUUAGAUUUGCCUUGAUCAUUUAGCAAGGAUUCACUAAACCCUGAAGCUUGCAGAGUGGAAUUUUUCUCGCUCAGGAUUGCAGGUGAUCAUGAAGGGUUGCUAAUGCAUGCUGAUAUUAACUCUUCAGAUUGAUCAUCUCCCGUUGAGCCUGGAAAAAUUCCACUCUAUCUUCUCUAAUGAAAUAAACCCUUGCCUCACUUUUCAUACCAAUAUUAAUAUGCUCACUGCCUUUCUUUUUUAUGAGAAUGAUUCUUCUUUAAAUAACCUGUUUCAAUGUCUUUUUUUCCAAAUGUCUUUAAAAAAAAAUAACUUAAGGCACCGGAUGUAUGUUGUUAUUUAAAAAGAAAAAUAAUGGCACCACAUGUACAUUGUUACCGUAUUUAAAAAAAAAAAAUUUGGUUAAGGUUCUGGACGCAAUAAAUAUGCAACUUUUGCUCAACCCAUUUAGCAUUCAAUUUGAAAUCAAAUUUUCCAACGCUUAACAAGCAAGCACAAAUGAAAUGUUGAUUUCAACUCAUUGCCCCUUACUCAGUCUUGUUCACUUUUAUAACAUUCCAUAACACAAGCAACAUUUCAAUCGCUGCCUUUUUAAUUAAAUUCAAAGCGUUCGCCCUGGUUAUUGAUUAUCAUACGGAUGAAGUGUUUCACGAGAGGGCUUUUCAUGCAUACACAUUUCUAUAUUGUUGUGUUAUCCAACUAUCAGAUGUUCUCUUUAGUCCUUCGUUGACGGUCUGAGCCUGGCUAAUCCUAGAUCAACUAGUUAUUACUCUUUUUUUUUAGCUGGACCCAGCUGCUUUAAGACGCUGCAUCUGUUUUGUCCACACAAUGACUUUUAUGGGUUUUGUGAUUCGUCCCUUCUGUUUCCUACUUAAGAGCUAUUUUAAGCUUUACCUUACAGGCCCUAUUUUCCUUUUUUUUAAAAAAAACAAACACAUUAAGAUAUCUGCUAUAAAUAAAGCUUUUGAAAUUAUUUAAAUAAAAUAAUCAUGAUAUGUACAAAAUUUAUGUUAAUAAUUUUUUUUUUUUACCAAAUAUUAAAGCAGACGGGAGUUUGCUAGCUCCCCUUCCAACCCUUCUCCCUCCAUUCACUGAACAAAGCAGGUGCAAUGGAACACAAUCAGCUGAGCAUUCACAUGUGACAACAAAAAAAUUAUAAUUUGAAAACAAGAUGGAAAUACAAAUGGAAAGAAACUCUUUAAAAUGAAGUUUAGCAUUACUGUCACACAAAAAUAAAGAAGUAUUUGUGAAAAGAUAUGUUUCUGAUUUCAGAGCCGUUCUUAGGCGUUUGGGGGCCCUAAGCAUGGAGCGUAGGUGGGGGGCCCUGGAAGAGGGGGUGGUCCGGGGGUUGGAGCUCCCUCGAGCUGAGGAGAAAACACCACCCACCACUGCGGCACCUCCAUUCUGCCUUCAUCAAUGUUUCUUCUUUCCCAUUCCCACUGCCAAGGCCCCCUGAUUUCCUGUCUGCCACCCCCAAAGCUCCCCCCUGCUGCUUCCCUUCCCCUGCCUCCGAAUUCAACUCAGAAUGAUAAAUUUCCGAAGGAUGAGGAAGGUAACGUGAGUGACACACACGGCUGCAGUGCCAGUUAAAAAAAAAAUAACAGGGGAUCAAGGGCGCCUCAUGGGGGCCCCCUCACGUUCGGGGCCCUACGUGGAUGCGUAGUCAGCGUAUGCCUAAGAACGGGCCUGCUGAUUUUAAAGCUAAGCAUCUGCAGAUGGAAUUCUCUCUAAAUUUCAGCUUGGUCUUCCAUUUUACUACAUUGGUUUGCCCAAUUUUAAAUAUCAACCAUCAUGUAUCCAUUUGAUUCUUUACUUUUGGACUUUGUAUGCAACAAUGUAGUGACGUUUCAUGUCCACAAUAGUUUUAGAAAAAACAUAUGGAUAUCAGUUAAUGAUACAAGGUGUAGGCAGUGAAAAUACUUUGAAGGUGAAGUUUAAUUACGAAGUCUAAUGUUUAAAAAAAUACGAAAUAUCCAGCAUUUAGAAAAGUGUGUGAGAGAAAAGAAACAACAACAUUUCCUAGCUAUUUUACUAACGACAAGAUACAACAAAGUUGUAAUGGUACGGUAAUACACACACAGUCAGUUCCCCAGAAAACCGAUUCUUCUUUCUUUAAGUUACGAUUUUUAAAUUUAUUUACAGGACCAUCAAAUCAAAGUUCUUGAUGACAGUUCAAGAAUCAAUGUCAAGGUAAAUGCACCAUAUGCUGUUAUGUCCUAAACUUUCCUUCAGUGUCAAAAAUAUCAUAAACUUUGGCUCAGUGUCAAAAAUAUCAUAAAUUUUGGCUCUGUGUCAAGAAUAUCAGGAACUUUGGCUCAGUGUCAAGAAUAUCAUAAACUUUGGCUCAGUGUCAAAAAUAUCAUAAACUUUGGCUCAGUGUCAAGAAUGAUAAUUAAUUUCAAACAUCGCAGGUAGAAGCACAACUCCCCAGUGACUAGGCCUAAAGAUUUGAACUUGUGUGAGAUGUCAGAAUAAAUGAUAACCUGUUUGAGGAGAUAUCAGAAUAAAUGAUAACUUGUUUGAGGAGAUGUCAGAAUAAAUGAUAACUUGUUUGAGUACAUUACUUUUAUAAGCUCUUGUCUUUUUUGUAAUGUUAAGAUUGCAUAAAGACAUCUCUGUGGGUGCAUUGACAUGAAUCACAUCGACUAAGCAAUCUUUUUGAUUGGGUCAUUUAAAUUGAAGGUUAUGAAAUCAUUGAUUUCAAUUCAUCAGUUCUAAAGGUGACCUCAACUAAGCAAUUAUUUUGAUUGGGUCAUUUAAAUUGAAGGUUAUGGAAUCAUUUCAUUAUUUCAGUUCAUCCAUUUUAAAGGUAGCGGGCUGCCUUGAUGAAGGAAAGUUUAUGUUAAAUUUGAAUAAGCUAAAAAAAAACAACAGAGCCUCACACAAGUCCUGUAAAAGACCUUUUGACAUUUAAAAACUCACACAUUUGUGAGCAAAUUAACAAUAGUCCACACAAAACCUCACACAAUUUUUUAAGCAAAUAAACAAGAGUCCACACAAAACCUCACACAAAUUUGUAAGCAAAUAAACAACAGUCCAUACAAUAUCCCACAAACCUUUUACUGCACACUGACCUUAUAAAAUUUUUGUAUUAAUUUAAUGAAUAGGAAUACUGGACUAUGUUACAAGAGCGGACACCACAUAUCCUUCUUGAUGUGCGUCCUAUUGUAGAAGUUGAUAUAUGCAAACUGCCACAUCCAGCGAUUAGUAUCCUUUGAAGAGUUCUGCUGCUUAGCUGAUUUGUUUGGGGAGAAACAAUGGGGUUGGGGGGGGGGGGUUUACAUGGAGAAGGCAGGAUUACAAGGUUAUUAAAUCUAACGUGUUCUCUGGUUCAUAGCAAGGAAUGAUCUAAACACCACCUGGCAGGCUUAAUCUUGGAGCCACAUAGAUGAUUUGUUUGGGGGGAAAAAAUGGGGGUGGGGGGGGGGGGGGUUUACAUGGAGAAGGCAGUAUUACAAGGUUAUUAAAUCUAACGUGUUCUCUGGUUCAUAGCAAGGAAUAAUCUAAACACCACCUGGCAGGCUUAAUCUUGGAGCCACAUAGUCAUAGAACCAGCCUGAUUUUCAUACAACUUGCCCCAUAGUCAUACAACUUGCCCCAUAGUUAUACAACUUGCCCCAUAGUUAUACAACUUGCCCAAUAGUCAUACAACUUGCCCCAUAGUCAUACAACUUGUCCCAUAGUCAUACAACUUGCCCCAUAGUCAUACAGCUUGUACCAUAGUCAUACAACUUGCCCCAUAGUCAUACAACUUGCCCCAUAGUCAUAUCACUUGCCCCAUAGUUAUACAACUUGCCCCAUAGUUAUACAACCUGCCCCAUAGUUAUACAACUUGCUCCAUAGUCAUACAACUUGUCCCAUAGUCACACAACAUGUCCCAUAGUCAUACAUGUCCCAUAGUUAUACAACUUGCCCCAUAGUUAUACAACUUGCCCCAUAGUUAUACGACAUGCCCCAUAGUCAUAUAACUUGCCACAUACUCAUAGAACUAACCUCUUUACUCUUAGUAAAAGUCUGAGUCACAUAGCUCGCCCUAUAGUCAUAGAACUAGCCAAAUGGUCAUAGAACUAGCCACAUGGUCAUAGAACUAGCCCUUUAGUCAUAGAGCUAGCCUAGCUCAUAGAGCUUAGUUGUUAAUUUUUCCAUAAAGAAAAGAUGUUUUAUUUUAUUACACAUUCAAUUUUAAUAUCAUUCUCUUUAAAUGGCAACAAGACAUCCCAUUCACAGCUUUCAUAAACAAUGUCACAGAAUCAGCUUCUCAAAUAGUCCAGGAAGUCAAAGACCUGGCUCAGAAACACCAACCAGAGGCAUCAGCAAGCACCAUAAACGUACCUGUUGUUUGUGUCUGCCGCAGAGGAAACGAUUCCCAGCUGGCCGUUGAGAAACUCCAGAAAGAGCUGGCAGGCAAGGGUGUCAAGGUUCUUGACAUCAAGGGAGGACUGCACAGCUGGAGCAAAGAGGUUGACCCAGAAUUCCCAGUCUACUGAACACUUCAAGCUUUUCUAUUGUUUCCUUUUGUAAUUGUUGAUUAAAAUAAACAACCCUAAAAACAAAAUAUAAAUCGUUUAAAUACAUUUUUGUUCGACUUGGCGAUGGCUACAUCUCUAAAGAAAUCAUUGUAUCAUGUUUCCUUCAUCUGCCCCUUGACAAACAAGAAAAAUUGAUUUUUGGGGGUGAAUGCUGAAAUUAGAUAGAAUGCAACGUUUCAGCUCUAAGUGGGUCAAUUACCCAUCCCAAGAUUUUGUCCUAAAUACACAAAAAAAAAAAAAAGCUAAUUUAAUGUAAAGGCUUUAAAAAAGAAAUACAGAAUGCGCCAAAAGUAACAGUACUUACAUUCCAGCUUAUUGAAUGGGUACGAUCGUUUGUCAACGGUGCCUAGCUCUAGUCUCCCUGUGUUCUCAGAAUUAAAAAAGGAAGACGUAAGAAAUGCGUUUUUCGAGGGAGGAAAUGUAUUCAUCAUUCAGUAUUAUUUUCCCCAUAUGUAAGUUAUAGCAUAGCACCAAGUAACAGGUAAAUGAUUAGUACAGCAUCAAGUAAUACGUAAGUGAUAGUAUAGCACCAAGAAAAACUUAAGUGUUAGUAUGGCAUCAAGUAACAGGUAAGUGAUCGUAUGGCACCCAGUAACACUGAAGUGAUAGUACGCACCAAGUAACACGUAAAUGUUAGUAUGGCAUCAAGUGACAAGUGAUAGUAUGGCAAAAUGAUAGCAUGGCACGAAGUUACACUCAAGUGAUAGUAUAGCAUCAAGUAACACUGAAGUGAUAGUACGGCACCAAGUAACACUUAUAGUAUGGCAUCAAGUGACACUUAAGUGAUAGUAUGGCAUCAAGUAACACUGAAGUGAUAGUACGGCACCAAGUAACACGUAAAUGAUAGUAUGGCAUCAAGUGACACUUAAAUGAUAUUAUGGCAUCAAGUGACACUUAAAUGAUAUUAUGGCAUCAAGUGACACUUAAAUGAUAUUAUGGCAUCAAGUGACACUUAAGGGAUAUUAUGGCAUCAAGUAACACUUAAAUGAUAUUAUGGCAUCAAGUAACACUUAAAUGAUAUUAUGGCAUCAAGUAACACUUAAAUGAUAUUAUGGCAUCAAGUAACACUUAAAUGAUAUUAUGGCAUCAAGUAACACUUAAAUGAUAUUAUGGCAUCAAGUAACACUUAAAUGAUAUUAUGGCAUCAAGUGACACUUAAGUGAUAUUAUGGCAUCAAGUGACACUUAAAUGAUAUUAUGGCAUCAAGUGACACUUAAGUGAUAUUAUGGCAUCAAGUGACACUUAAGUGAUAGUAUGGCAUCAAGUAACACUUGAGUGAUAGUAUGGCAUCAAGUAACACUUAAGUGAUAGUAUGGCAUCAAGUAACACUUAAGUGAUAGUAUGGCAUCAAGUGAAACUUAAGUGAUAGUAUCGCAUCAAGUAACACUUAAGUGAUAGUAUGGCAUCUCAUCAAGUAACACUUAAGUGUUAGUAAGGCACCAAUUAACACUUAAAUGAUAGUAUGGCAGCAAGUAACACUUAAGUGAUAUUAUGGCAUUUAGUGACACUUAAGUGAUAGUAUGGCAUCAAGUAACACUUAAGUGAUAGUAUGGCAUCAAGUAACACUUAAGUGAUAGUAUGGCAUCAAGUAACACUUAAGUGAUAGUAUGGCAUCAAGUGAAACUUAAGUGAUAGUAUCGCAUCAAGUAACACUUAAGUGAUAGUAUGGCAUCUCAUCAAGUAACACUUAAGUGUUAGUAAGGCACCAAUUAACACUUAAAUGAUAGUAUGGCAGCAAGUAACACUUAAGUGAUAUUAUGGCAUCUAGUGACACUUAAGUGAUAGUAUGGCAUCAAGUAACAUUUUGUGAUAUUAUGGCAUCAAUUAACAUUUAAGUGAUAUUAUGGCAUCAAGUAACACUUAAGUGAUAGUAAGGCAAAAUGAUAGUAUGGCAUCAAGUAACACUUAAGUGAUAGUAUAGCACCAAUUAAUACUUAAGUGAUAGUAUGGCACCAAAUCACACGUAAAUGAUAGUGUGGCACCAAGUAACAUGGUUCUGGAGUGGUCUUCUGUCAACAGAAGUCUAAUAGACCAGUAGGUGGGCGAAUGUAACUGCCACACAUUCUUAUGAAAAACUGCACCCACGUACACCACAAGCACACAUUUUUAACAGUACAACUUUCUUGGCUGGCAUAACUGGGUACUUUCAGCAUUGUUCAACAAGGAUCCGAUACAAAAAUUAACGUAUGUCUUCAACAACUGGUGAGUGGAUAUACCGCUGAUGUUCAGUUUCAAGGAUGUUCAUUGUAGGGUCCAAUGCAGUAGGGGCCAAUGCAGUAGGGUCCAAUGCAGUAGGGGCCAAUGCAGUAGGGUCCAAUGCAGUAGGGGCCAAUGCAGUAGGGUCCAAUGCAGUAGGGGCCAAUGCAGUAGGGGCCAAUGCAGUAUUGGCCAAUGCAGUAGGGGCCAAGGCAGCACCUGGAGAACAUAUGCUUGAUUCUGAUUUAUUAAAACACUUACUGCUGGGCCAUACUUCCCCGUCCAUUGACACAGUACACUUACUGCUGGGCCAGACUUCCCCGUCCAUCGACACAGUACACUUAUUGCUGGACCAGACUUUCCCGUCAAAUUGACACAGUACACUUACUGCUGGAGCAGACUUACUCUUCCAUUGACACAGUACACUUACUGCUGUACGAGACUUCCCUUCCAUUGACACAGUACACUUACUGCUGGAACAGACUUCCCUUUCAUUUACAAAGUGCAUUUACUGCUGGACCAGACUUCCCUUCCAUCGACACAGUACACUUCCAGAGCGGAGAAAUUUUGCCACAACAAACACCGAAACUGUGCUGCUUGGCGCUGUCGUAUUAAAUCUUUUUGUAAUUGCUCUGCCAACAUUUUUAAGAAAUGUUAACCCUUUCGGAUAUUUUAUUCACUUAAACAUAUGAGAAAAAAAUCACAUUCAACUAUGAAUCUUUUGUUCUGCCACCUUUUUACUAAUACGUUCACACUUUAAUAUCAAUUACGUACGGGAAAAUAAUACUGAACGAUGAAGAGCUCGAAGUGUUGGUCGAAAAAACCCAUUUCCAGCAACAACAACUGCGCAACAUGUCUUCCUU